CAUAUAGAUAUUUAUAUAUAUAAAUAUAUAUACAUUUAUCCUUGUACAUAUCUGUAUUUGUGCUUGUCUGUUUAUAUUAAUAUUUUUAUAUCUAGUUGUGUGUGUAAAUAUAUAUGAUAUAUAAACAAAAGAAUCUAUAUAUAUCUAUGAAUUUAUAUGCGUAUCACUGUGAACCAAGAGAAGCAAGAAGAAAUUUCUAUCAUCAGGGCUGGUCUCUGAUUGCGUGGUGGCAUACAAUAUCUUAAAUAUUUCCUUUGAUCUUCUACGUCAAGAGGACAAAGACUACGUGCCCAUUUUGUAUUUUUUUUUGUUGUUUUCCUGUUGCUGCUUCCCGUUCCUCACCAAUUCUUUGUUUCUUUUUCCUACAUCCAAGAGGAAUAAAGCGAAGAGUCGCAGGAUUGGACGAGAAAAGGGAGAAUUUGUAGAAAUUCCUGUGAUUAGUGUUCUUUCCGUCUGCGUUAGUGCCCUGUGAGCCCAUCACAGCGUGCCGUGUGAGAUCUGAGGAGGCAGCAGAGACAGAGUGCCACACCGCUCAUCUCAGCAUCAGCCUACAGCCAGCAUGCACAAACACCACCACUGCUGCAAGUGCCCAGAAUGUUAUGAGGUGACCCGUAUGGCAGCUCUGCGUAGGAUGGAUGCCCCAGCGUACGGAGGAGAAUGGCAAGCCGAGCCCUAUGGAUACCCACCUGGGUAUGGGGGAGGCCAGACCUUACCCCCUCCAGCCUCAGGAGGGGGUGGAAGCAUGGGAGGAGGAGGGGGCACUUUAGGGAGAAGUAAGGGGAAGAAUAUGUCUGGUGGGGGCCCUGGAGGCCCAAACCCAAAGGGCCAAUCCAAAAGUGGCCCCAAAGUCAACGGCAACAACUCCAGUGGACAAGGAGGAUGGUGGCCCGAGUGCACCUGUACCAAUCGGGAGUGGUACGACCAGGCCAACCCUCCCCCCAUCAUUGUCAACGCAGACUCACUAGACGCAGGCCCUUAUGUAAAUGGCAGUGAUGGCAUGUAUAAAUAUGAAGAGAUCAUUUUAGAGAGGGGUAACUCUGGCCUGGGCUUUAGCAUUGCUGGAGGAAUAGACAAUCCCCACAUUCCUGAUGAUCCAGGGAUUUUCAUCACCAAGAUAAUCCCUGGAGGAGCAGCUGCUAUGGAUGGACGGCUGGGGGUUAACGAUUGCGUACUGCGUGUGAACGAUGUCGAUGUUUCCGAGGUGGUUCACAGCCGAGCAGUGGAAGCUCUUAAGGAGGCGGGGCCUGUGGUUCGGCUGCUGGUUCGACGGAGGCAGGCCCCACCUGAAACAAUUCUGGAGGUUAACCUGCUCAAAGGGCCCAAAGGACUGGGAUUUAGUAUUGCUGGAGGGAUUGGGAAUCAGCAUAUUCCAGGAGAUAAUAGCAUCUAUAUUACCAAGAUCAUAGAAGGAGGAGCUGCCCAGAAAGAUGGACGUCUGCAGACUGGAGACCGCCUGCUAGCUGUGAACAACAUCGUGCUGCAGGAUGUGCGUCAUGAGGAGGCGGUAGCUGCACUGAAGAACACCUCCGAUAUGGUUUACCUCAAGGUGGCCAAGCCAGGACCCGUGCAUCUGAACGACAUGUACGCCCCUCCAGAUUACUCCAGCAGCCUGGCCCUCCCUCCAGCCUUCCCCCCCAUGGUGGACAACCACGUCAGCCACAAUUACAUGGGUGCAAUGGAGCCCAAGCCAGUGUACCCGCCGCCUCAGGUCACCCCGUCCAGGUACUCGCCCGUUCCCCGCCACAUGCUGGGAGAGGAAGACUUCACAAGGGAGCCGAGAAAGGUGGUGUUGCACAAGGGCUCCACCGGCCUGGGCUUCAACAUCGUCGGUGGGGAGGAUGGAGAGGGGAUUUUUGUCUCCUUCAUCUUGGCUGGAGGGCCGGCUGACCUGAGCGGCGAGCUGAGGAGGGGCGACCGGAUUCUCUCAGUAAAUGGAGUAAACCUUAGGAACGCCACGCAUGAGCAGGCAGCUGCAGCGCUGAAGAGAGCUGGACAAACUGUCACCAUCAUCGCUCAGUACAGGCCUGAAGAGUACAGUCGCUUUGAGUCAAAGAUCCACGACCUGAGGGAGCAGAUGAUGAACAGCAGCAUGAGCUCAGGAUCGGGCUCCCUGCGCACCAGCGAGAAGCGCUCCCUCUAUGUCAGAGCUCUGUUUGAGUACGACCGAACAAGAGACAGCUGCCUGCCCAGCCAAGGACUGAGUUUCACUUACGGGGAUAUCCUUCAUGUCAUAAAUGCUUCUGAUGACGAGUGGUGGCAGGCGAGGCUCGUCACACCUCAUGGAGAGAGCGAGCAGAUUGGGGUCAUUCCCAGCAAGAAAAGAGUGGAAAAGAAAGAGCGAGCCAGAUUAAAAACUGUCAAGUUCCACGCCAGGACAGGCAUGAUUGAGUCUAACAGGACAGUCAAAGUAAAGCGCAAAAAAAGCUUCAACCUCUCACGCAAGUUCCCGUUUUACAAGAGCAAGGAGAAUAUUGUGCAGGAGAUGGUGGAUUCUGAACAAUGCCUGACAUCCAACACGAGUGACAGUGAAAGUAGUUCAAAGGGUCAGGAGGACACAAUCCUCUCCUACGAGCCAGUCAUUCGACAAGAAAUCCACUACACAAGGCCUGUGAUCAUUUUGGGCCCAAUGAAGGACAGAGUAAAUGAUGACCUCAUCUCCGAGUUUCCCCACAAAUUUGGCUCAUGUGUACCCCAUACGACCCGUCCAAGGCGAGAGAAUGAGAUUGAUGGCCAGGACUACCACUUUGUGGCUUCAAGAGAGCAAAUGGAGAAAGACAUUCAGGAUAAUAAAUUCAUUGAGGCUGGCCAGUUUAACGAGAACCUCUACGGGACGAGCAUUUUGUCUGUCAGAACAGUGGCUGAGCGGGGGAAGCACUGCAUUCUGGAUGUUUCUGGGAAUGCCAUAAAACGACUGCAGCAAGCACAACUUUAUCCGAUCGCCAUCUUUAUAAAACCAAAAUCUGUUGAAGCUCUAAUGGAAAUGAACAAGAGGCAGACGUACGAACAGGCCUCGAAAGUCUUUGACAAGGCGGUUAAGCUGGAGCAAGACUUCGGAGAGUAUUUCACAGCUAUUGUACAGGGUGACUCGCUAGAGGAGAUCUACAACAAAAUCAAGUUGAUCAUCGAGGAGCAGUCCGGGCCCUACAUUUGGAUCCCCUCCCCAGAGAAGCUCUGAGCUCCCUGCCGUCCUGUGUCCAUGCAGAGCUCCCCUCCUGCCUCCCAGACACCACGCCCACAAGAACCCCUUCCCCCACCUCCUUUUUACAGAUAUGUUUCAUAUCAAGUUUUAGUGUCAUCAUUAUGUUACUCUCUAAAUGAAAAGAAGUCUUAUCACCAUUACUGUGACUGUGCACACCCCUGCAUGAUUUCUCCACAAAUCCAUUCAAGACUGGAAUUGUCAUUCCAAAGGAAUUUGUCAAUGGAAAACAAAAGGGAAACAGAAUAAAUCCUUUUGUGAACUGGGACUGCCUGAAGAUCAGAAUGUUGUGCGGAAAGUCAAGCGUGAGAGAAGUUGUGAUUCAAAAACAAGUUGCAGGGGAAUAGAGACAAAUCGGACCAAGUUGGGACACUUUGUAAAUGUUCAUCAAAUCACUUUUAAAAGGACAAACGAGACGAGAGGUUGAACAAUUACAGCUUUUGUUUUUAGUUUGUUUUGUUUCAAAGACUUGAGCCCUGCUGAUGGUACUGUUCAAGGAGUCGUCACGCUUCUUUAUGCUGACUGAGGAAAUUACCAACAAACAAACUGGUGAUGUAUUUAUCACAAACCAGCUCGCUGUUUGGUUGUCUGCGCUGCAGCUGAUGAGACGUCUUGGGAGGCAGAUCGAGAAGAAGAAACGUGUUGUGAAUCUACAUUUAUAUUACCAAAUCACAAAUCAUUAAAUCAUUCUGAGAUUUUACAUCAUAUUAAAUCUACACAUUUUACAUCUAUCUAGAAUUGUCAAUUUGGAGGGCUGUUAGAUUUCGUUUUCCUUUUCUUAUUUGUGGGAUUUAAUUUUUUUAUUUAAAUUUUUAUUUUUAUUUUUUGCUUGUGGUUUUUAGCUGCUCUGUAAAGGAUGGAGGUAGAGACGUGUAACCGGGCUCUCUGCAAAACACCAAACUGCCUUACAUCUAAUACAAAUUCUGUUUUGUAACUACCUGUUGUCUGUGAGGGAGGCUGCAAAUAUUUGAUGAGGACUCGCUUACCUUUGCGUCCUACAACUGUCAGGAGCUCUGACAUUAAGUGCAAUAGAUUUUUAAAGAAAUAAGUCUAGGUGGGCGCCUUUUCUUCCCCCUCAUCCCCGUUUUUAACAUGUUUUUUUUUUUUUCCCCUGGGUAAUGAAAAAAAUUGGCUUUUUACAAUUUGGCCAGCCAGAGCCUCCUAAUUCAUGUUGAGCAGCAGACGACCCUAUUACACUCUCUGCCUUCCUAGAGGAUUCUCUUCUGAUUCGUCACAUGGUACUGUCCUAUCUGCCACCACUGUGGUGAACUUAAAACGGGUAGAACAAGACGACAAAUUGUAUUGGAUGUUUUCACAAUUAAAGAGUCAGUAAACCCUGUUUUGAAUUGUCCCCCUACCAAAAGCAAAACUAAAGUUGGGUUUGAGUAAACGUUCUUUGUGUAUCUAUAAACGUAUGAAUUCUUUGACUCGUUGGCGGAUGCUGAACCACUGUGUCGUCCUUUUUGUGAGUCUGCUGCGAGAACAGCCCAGGAAUUUUAACAAUCUGGUAACAGUUCAAGUUUGGGCAGUGACAGAGUUCAGAGGUGUCAAACGUGGUAAAGCAUGAAUUCAAGGAAAGCGCCGAGUGUUUUCAGCUGAAAGGAGAAAUCAGGCGUUAGGUCGUCCUUUCUGUGGGGCCCAAAGCUCCAUCGAGUCUGUCAGUUUAGAAAUUUCAGAGUUUGAAGUGACCUGCUGCACAGUCCAUGCAGAUCCUGGCACUGUGAAGGUGUGGAUGUUGGAGGUACAUCUGGAGGAGGAGCACUGUGGCUCCAUGAACGUUCUAGUUUUCUAAUCAGCUUUUUAAAGAGCGCCAACAAAAGUUUUCCUCUAGAGAGCCAACAUCCAGACCGCUGGGUCUUUUUGCUCUCUCUUUCUCUGAAGCCCACAGAUCACCUGUACCUGCAGACAUUUUCAGAUUAGGUGUGCCCCCUCCCCCCACCAGGCAUCACUGCUAAACCAGCUGUCAUUACUUGUGUCAAAACCAGAGUUCAGGGAAUAACCGAAGGGAACAGAGCCAUUUAUAAACUGCUUGCAGACUGUUUCAAAACGGUGUGGUAGCUGAACAAUGUAAAUAAGCCCCCAGCAGACCCCCCCUCACCUGUGCUUCAUGCAUGUGUGACUCAAACUGGGACUAACAUGUUUUAUAGAUCACAAAUGUCAGGUAAGUAAAAUUUGAGCUACUCUUGAGAUAUAAUUUCCAUACUAACGUGCUGUAAUGUCGAUAUUUCUCUUCAAAUGCCUAUUGGAACACUUAACUAGUGAAAUGGGAAUCCAGUUCCCCCAAGUAGGGCCUGUCUACAUGUGACUUCUUGUGGAACGUGUCUGGGUGUAUAGAUUUAAAAUUAUAUAUAUUGUAAAAUAAAGUGAUGCAGGCAGAAACCUACACGACAUCACAGAAACCAGGAGCAUUGAUCAAGACAUCAUUAGAAGUUUAGAACUGGUCCUCUCUGGUGUUUAGUUGAAACCCAGCUGACUGUUAACGAUGUGUGUGGUACUCAUACCUCAAGUCAGCCAUGUCAAAGCCCAAAGAACUUGAUUUCAUUUUACUCUUUCCAUUGAAGUUGAGGUAAUCGGAUGGAACCUGAAUGCCUCUGUAUAACUGAUGAGGGUCUUUGUUCUGAUGAGAGAAAUGGUGACAUACAGUAUAUGCUUUUAUUUUCUGGGUGGGGAGGGUCUUCAGGGUUCUUGUUUGUACUUUUGGGUGAUGAUGUUUCUGUUCUAGCACAUCUGUGCAGUAAGUGCUUGCAAACAUGAACCCUUGAUUGUACAGUAGUUUCCUUCCUGUCACUGCAGGUGGUACGGCCUAUCAGGACACGGCCUCAUGGUCUUCCCUGUCCUAGUCAUGAGGGAACAUAGUCCUGCAGCUUUUCUUUGGGUUUUAUUUUGGGACUU
Molecule: messenger RNA, 6088 nt
Organism: Nematolebias whitei (Rio pearlfish)
Lineage: Eukaryota; Metazoa; Chordata; Actinopteri; Cyprinodontiformes; Rivulidae
Gene: dlg3
Product: discs, large homolog 3 (Drosophila)
Exons: 21
Coding region: 560-3175 (871 amino acids)
Biological process (GO): chemical synaptic transmission
Cellular component (GO): postsynaptic density membrane; neuron projection; neuromuscular junction
Molecular function (GO): kinase binding
Source: RefSeq, a predicted model, not a curated record